AUGAAUGGGUACGGAGGACACCACCACCUGGACGAUGAAGCGUUCGGGGAAAAGUCUCAGCUGCAGGGCGGCUUGAAGACAUUCGACGCCUUCCGUACGUCUCCCCAUCUUUUCGCCGUGUUGUCUUACGACGGCCAGCCCGAUUGCUCAAUCGAGACAGUCGGCGCGCGUGAAUCCCAGCCUAUCCGCCUCGGGAAGUUUGUAAACAAGGUCAAGCUAACCACCCCAUCCAGCCAAAACAAAGCCCUCAUACACCGCUCCCUCCCGCCGCGGCGGACAAUGGGACCGUCCUCAUCCUCAUUAUCUGCACCGUCUUCUCCGUCUCCGAAUUCCGCACCUGGGCUCCGCGGCACCGAGAACCACCACUUCAGCGUCGAGAAGGGCGUCUCGCACGACCUCCAGCUGAACCUGGACAUCGUCGUCGAGAUGCCCUGCGAUACCCUCGACGUCAACAUCCAGGACGCCGCCGGUGACCGCGUCCUGGCCGGCGAGCUGCUCAAGCGCGAGCCCACCAGCUGGCAACUGUGGAUGGACAAGCGCAACUACGAGUCCUACGGUGGCUCCCACGAGUACCAGACCCUCAGCCAGGAGGACGCCGGCCGGCUGGAGGCCCAGGACGAGGACGCCCACGUGCACCACGUCCUCGGCGAGGUGCGCCGCAACCCGCGCAAGAAGUUCCCCAAGUCGCCCAAGCUGCGCCGUGGCGACGCCGUCGACUCGUGCCGCAUCUACGGCAGUCUCGAGGGGAACAAGGUGCAGGGUGACUUUCACAUCACGGCGCGCGGCCAUGGAUACCGAGAUUUUGCGCCGCACCUGGAUCACCAGACCUUCAACUUCAGCCACAUGAUCACCGAGCUCUCCUUCGGCCCACACUAUCCCACCCUCCUCAACCCCCUCGACAAGACCAUCGCCGAGACCGAAACCCACUACUACAAGUUCCAGUAUUUCCUCUCCGUCGUGCCGACCAUCUACUCCAAGGGCAACCGCGUCCUGGACACGUACUCGAUCGCGCCGCCGACGCUGCACGAUAACAGCCGCCACAACAAGAACCUCGUCUUCACGAACCAGUACGCCGCCACCAGCCAGUCCGACGCCCUCCCCGAGAGCCCGUUCUUCGUCCCCGGCAUCUUCUUCAAGUACAACAUCGAGCCCAUCCUGCUGCUCAUCAGCGAGGAGCGCGGCAGCUUCCUGUCGCUGCUGAUCCGCCUCGUCAACACCGUCUCCGGUGUCAUGGUCACCGGCGGGUGGCUGUACCAGAUGUCCGGGUGGGUAGCCGAGCUGGUGAGCCGGAGACGGGGCCGUGCGAAGUCCGAGGGUGUGCUGAAUGGGAAGCAUUAUGCGGAGGAUUAG
Molecule: messenger RNA, 1350 nt
Organism: Aspergillus terreus NIH2624
Lineage: Eukaryota; Fungi; Ascomycota; Eurotiomycetes; Eurotiales; Aspergillaceae
Exons: 2
Coding region: 1-1350 (449 amino acids)
Biological process (GO): retrograde vesicle-mediated transport, Golgi to endoplasmic reticulum; endoplasmic reticulum to Golgi vesicle-mediated transport
Cellular component (GO): COPII-coated ER to Golgi transport vesicle; endoplasmic reticulum membrane; endoplasmic reticulum
Source: RefSeq, a predicted model, not a curated record